AAGAUCGGAGCAAAACAGGCAGCGAAAAGUAGACAGAAAAAAAAAACAGAGAGAGCUUUGCACGGGAUUCACCGGCGCCGCCGCGGAGCAGCAAGCACAGGCAGGCAGCAGCGAGCCCCGGCGAGCGAGGAUGCACUCCUUCGGGCACCGCGCGAACGCGGUGGCGACGUUCGCCCUGACGAUACUGGCCGCCAUGUGCUUGGCCGCCUCCUUCUCCGACAGCUUCAACUCCCCCACCCCCACCGCCUCCGUCAAGAUCCUCAACAUCAACUGGUUCCAGAAGGAGGCCAACGCCAACGACGAGGUUAGCAUGACGCUGAACAUCUCCGCCGACCUUUCGUCGCUCUUCACGUGGAACACGAAACAGGUCUUUGUUUUCGUGGCAGCUGAGUAUGAGACUCCACAAAAUGCCCUGAACCAAGUCUCCCUUUGGGAUGGAAUCAUACCGGCGAAGGAGCACGCCAAGUUUUUGAUCCAUACCACAAACAAGUACAGAUUCAUUGACCAGGGGAGCAACCUGAAGGCCAAGGACUUCAACCUGACGAUGCACUGGCACAUCAUGCCCAAGACGGGCAAGAUGUUCGCGGACAAGAUUGUCAUGACAGGGUACCAGCUACCCGAGCAGUACAGAUAGACCACCACCGUCCCUAAAAGAACAGCUGCUAGCCCUAUAUAUGGUCCGCUGUGCUGUGCAAACGCAGGAAGGGUUGUAGUGGCAGUGAUGAUGUAGCUGGCGCCAGGCCUUUUUUGCUCUAAUCUUGGCGGGGCAGGACAUGUAAACUUGCUCAUGAGCUUGUAUGUUAGCCGAAUAUGCGCAAGGCGAAUCCGUAUUGUUAACUGUCGAAUGCGAAACUUUGAUGUUAGCAACUGC
Hordeum vulgare subsp. vulgare (domesticated barley) is the source of this 871-nucleotide messenger RNA. Its product is annotated as signal peptidase complex subunit 3B-like. The transcript has 6 exons. The record is from RefSeq and is a predicted model, not a curated record. Bases 131 to 634 code for a protein of 167 amino acids. Gene Ontology annotation, cellular component: signal peptidase complex; membrane. Gene Ontology annotation, biological process: protein targeting to ER. NCBI's taxonomy places the organism in Eukaryota, Viridiplantae, Streptophyta, Magnoliopsida, Poales, Poaceae.